This is a messenger RNA of Xenopus tropicalis (tropical clawed frog), 2631 nucleotides long. RefSeq names its product solute carrier family 17 member 9 (gene slc17a9). NCBI's taxonomy places the organism in Eukaryota, Metazoa, Chordata, Amphibia, Anura, Pipidae. The record is from RefSeq and is a predicted model, not a curated record. Gene Ontology annotation, cellular component: lysosomal membrane; secretory granule; chromaffin granule membrane. The transcript has 14 exons. Bases 1 to 1497 code for a protein of 498 amino acids. Gene Ontology annotation, molecular function: purine nucleotide uniporter activity; transmembrane transporter activity. Gene Ontology annotation, biological process: ATP export; purine-containing compound transmembrane transport; transmembrane transport.
AUGCCAGAAGCUCGGGCUGUAAGUGACACGUGUAAAAAAAAAAGUUGCAGCGACUCCGCUCCCUCCCAGUCGCACUCGGGUCUCAGCUCCGGACAAAUCUCAGCUCCGCGGCUCCCGGCAACUGCCCCGAUGGCUUCAUCCCUGGGGGGCAAGAUCGCGGGGUACCAGGGGCAACUGCCGGGCAGUGAGGUGCAGCCCCCCCAACUCCUGGAGCGGAUCCGGAGGAGCAGUAGGGACCCCUUCUGGUCCAGGUUGGAGUCCCGAGUCUGGACUGUGACCCUCCUGGCGGGGACGUGCCUCCUGUAUUGCGCCCGUGCCAGUAUGCCAAUCUGUGCCGUAUCCAUGAGCGAGGAGUUUGGUUGGAACAAGCGCCAGUCGGGCAUGGUCCUUAGCAGCUUCUUCUGGGGUUACUGCCUGACGCAAGUUCUUGGGGGGCACCUGAGUGACAAGGUGGGGGGAGAGAAAGUCAUUUUCCUCUCGGCACUGACAUGGGGUCUAAUCACGGCCGUGACCCCCCUGGUUGCUCACGUAACCUCAGUCCCUCUAAUUCUCGUCAGUCUCCUCCGCUUCCUGAUGGGACUGCUGCAAGGUGUCCACUUCCCUGCCCUGGCGAGUCUCUUCUCCCAGCGGGUACGUGAGGCCGAGCGCGCAUUCACCUGCAGUACAGUCGGCAGCGGCUCUCAGCUUGGGACUCUGGUUAUGGGAGGAGCCGGCUCGUUGUUGCUGGAGUGGUACGGCUGGAAGAGUGUCUUUUACUUUGCCGGGUUCCUCACCUUACUCUGGGGGUACGGCCUGAGCACCUACCUACUGAAGGAGAAAGAGAGGAUUGUGACUGUUGAGGAUCUGGGGAAGUGUUUUGCCGUCUCUGCCCAGACCAAUGGGCAAUGGAAGAAAUUGUUCCGGAAAUCUCCUGUGUGGGCAGUGAUCCUGGCGCAGCUCUGUGUUGCCAGCACGGCUUUCACUAUCUUCUCCUGGAUGCCAACGUUCUUCAAGGAAAAGUUCCCAGAAUCCAAGGGCUGGGUAUUCAAUGUUGUGCCCUGGCUCUUUGCUAUACCCGCUGGCAUUCUGAGCGGCCUCCUGUCUGACUCGCUCAUCACCCGAGGUUAUCAGACGGUCUGGGUCCGGAAGCUCAUGCAGAUCGUUGGGAUGGGAUUCUCCAGCGCCUUUAUGUUCUGCCUGGCUCACACCAGCUCUUACCAUUACGCAGUGGCUUUUGCCUCCGUGGCACUGGCGCUACAGACCUUUAACCACAGUGGUAUCACCGUUAAUGUGCAGGAUAUUGCCCCCAGCUGUGCCGGCUUCCUUUUCGGUGCGGCCAAUACCGGAGGCGCUUUGCUGGGAGUGGUUUUGGUCUACCUGUCCGGUUACCUGAUUGAAACCACGGGGUCCUGGAGCUCCAUGUUCCACCUUGUGAUUGUGGUGAACCUGAUGGGCCUCAUUGUCUUUCUGGAGUUCGCCAAGUCGGAGCGAGUGGACGCAGAGACCAUUCACGUGUAGCUGGGAGGUGCCACGGCUACGAGGCCACGGAACCCCUCUCAGACCUGCGCAGAGGAUGGAAGUGGAUUAAUGGUGAGGGGGGGUCAACCAAAUCAGGAUGCGUCUCCACCCCCUGGAGGGUUGAGCUUCACUUUGCCCCCUGGGGCAAUACUUUCCCAGCCGGGCAGUUGUACCCAGUAGGGCUGCGAUGGGUACAUGUAGCAAUGGUCAAUCCAAAGGCAGGAGAUGGAGUCUUCUUCUGAAGGACAGUGGCAAUAUGGUGGCCCCCAGGGGGCUGCUGGAUAUAACAGACAUGGCAAUAUGGUGGCCCCCAGGGGGGCUGCUGGAUAUAACAGACAUGGCAAUAUGGUGGCCCCCAGGGGGGCUGCUGGAUAUAACAGACAUGGCAAUAUGGUGGCCCCCAGGGGGGCUGCUGGAUAUAACAGACAUGGCAAUAUGGUGGCCCCCAGGGGGGCUGCUGGAUAUAACAGACAUGGCAAUAUGGUGGCCCCCAGGGGCCGUUGUAGGGGAACAAGCCCAAGUGACUGUAUUAUUUAUUUAUUUCUUGCACAUUCCCGCUGCUCUCCCCAUUCCAGCCAGGGUGCUUGGGUUGCUUACCCUGCAUUAUACCUUUAAUUUGCCCUGGUGAUUCCCAUAUAAGCUUCCUGAUUGGCUUGUUGGAAUUGGGCCCCUCCUCCUGACUGCUCCCCAUAGAGUCGGCACCGACAGAGCAGUUUCUCCCAGUUGCGAGUGGGAUUGGUGUGGCAGACCUUGUGCUCCACCUGCUGGUCAGUGCCAGACAUUACAGCAAAUCUCUAAAGAACCAAUGGCAGCUUCCCUGCCCAGAGAGACCAUAACGAGCUGACUGAAGGCAGUGGCUGCAGUAUAAAUACUGUAUAUAUAUUUAUUUAACAGGAAUAGAUUCCUUUCAUAGGGGAAAUCUCAGAUGUACAGUGUAAAGUAUUUAAUCCUGCCAACCAGGCACACAGGGGCCACUACUCAGGUCCCUAUGGGUACUUCCCUCAGCUCUUGCUGGGGUUACACACAACCAAAGCCUCUUCUCUCCUGCCUCUCAGUGAAACUGCCCCCCCCCCAUGGCCUUUCUACCGUUGUGCUCACACACUUCCUGCUGUGACUUCCACACUUCCUGCUGUA